AAACAAAAUGACAAAGCAUCUUUUAAUUAAUUCAGUUAUUUGUCCUGUUAUUUGGAAACAAUGGAAAUGUUGAGGGUUUCUAUGCAAAGUCAUACUGUAAAUAGGCUAUUGUAGGAGAUCAGACUGUAGAGCUCAGGAUCAGAUCUAGAUGAUCAGUGGACAGGAGAGUAUUGUGAGCAGAGUGAGUAUUUACCUUCAGUUCCUUUCAGGUUGUUAAUUGUUGUUUUUGUUACUCCAAAAGGUUUUGAUCUGACCUGAGAUUGACAACCAGAGAAUCAACAAGAAGCAGAUGUGAGAUGAAUUCACUGUGGCUGCCGCUUCUUCUGAGCUCAGUCAUAUGGGCAGAGGAGCAGUAUUUUCUUCAGUCACCCAAUGCCACAUGGGAUGAGGCCAGACUCUACUGUCAGUCCUGUUUCAAAGAACUGACGACCAUCACCAGCAGGAACGUCCACCUCAUUGUGCAGAACCUCUCUUCAGACUACUGGGUUGGACUCCGCAAGAGUUACAAUGGCUCCUUCUCGUGGGCCAAAUGGUCCAAAUGGUCCAAUGGGGAUCCUGUUACAUAUCAGAAUUGGUACCCUGGUCAUCCUGUCCCAAAUAAAGAAAAGAAACUGAUUCCUGUAUGUUCCUCAACUACACAAAGUCCAUUGAGCACCCACCUUAGCACAACUACCCCAACGUCUACCACUGUGAUCCCAACGUCUACCACUGUGAUCCCACCACAAACCACUACAGUUACAGCUGCUCCAAUGACUUCCACAAUAUUUAAAAAUUCCACAUCAGUCAAAACGUGUCCUUUACUGGCCGAUAUGCUUUUUUGCUUAAAUAUAACAUGUUAUGAACUUGAAAGUGCCAUGAGUGAUUGUAAUAAAAUACCAACUACUACCCCUAAGACCACAUCAUACACCACCACUACCUUUAAUCCUGCAACAAACGGCACCACAACCGGGAGGGCCACAACCGGGAGCAACACAACCAGGAGCAACAAAACCGGGAGCACCACAACAGGAGAGAGCCGCAAUCGGGAGCACCACAACUGGGAGCGACGCAACUGAGAGCGACGCAAC
This is a messenger RNA of Labeo rohita (rohu), 1067 nucleotides long. Its product is annotated as integumentary mucin C.1-like. The coding region runs from base 297 to 1055 and encodes 252 amino acids. The transcript has 2 exons. NCBI's taxonomy places the organism in Eukaryota, Metazoa, Chordata, Actinopteri, Cypriniformes, Cyprinidae. The record is from RefSeq and is a predicted model, not a curated record.